AUGGAUCACAAUGGCCAGUACCACGUCCAUGUAUCGCCGAAGACGGACUUCACAAGGUGUAUCCUCUGCGGAUGUCAGCCAAAGGGAGAAUAUGGAUCUCGAUGGCUCGGGAUGAUCAGAGUCCGUAAGUUCGCCCACCCGAGACUUCGACUCCGUGCCUGGCUAGAAUACAAAACAGUUCACCGAACUUCAGAUGGUGAAGUGCUUCUCUCGGAAGUCGUCUCUGAAUAUACACCGUCCGAAGACGACUCAUGUCUGCGAGUCACUUCGUCCGACUUGUGGGACCGUGGUCAUUGCCGGUCCUCCCCAUCGGGUCUAUUCUAUAUUUUUCAUGCGCAGUGCUGGCAGUACUUAACAGAAUGUCUGGGCGAGCAGGGCCCUGCGGACCGUGAACGAUUAUACGAUGUUCUGUUGAAACUACCGCCGCCUAAGGAGCCAUUGUUCGAGACCCCGCCAGGUUCUCCCGGAUAUUUCUGUAAAAGCACUAUCAUUCAGGAGCUUUUAAACGAAGUAUUAGAUAUUCCCAGCCCUACAACCCGUUUGUACGUUCCGAUAAGCAGCAGUCGCGAUCCCUUUGCGCGUCUCCCUUUUGAGCUUCGGCUGAAAAUCGCAAUUCUGCUUCGAACCCGGACCUUUUAUAACCUGCGAUAUGUCUCUAGACCGUUUAAUCCUAUUUUCAGAGAUAAUAUGUUCUGGAAGUCCCGAUUCUCAAAAGACGGAGACCGCGGCUUUCUUCAUCCCGUCGUUAUGGACGGGCCAGUUGACUGGCGGUCUGUCUAUAGGGCUACUGCACGCUGUGAAGAUCUGUUUCCAAUGAGACUGAAAGUGUGGGAAAUUAUUCAAUGGAUGAAAGAAACCCUGGAAACAACCCUGUGUCCAGAGUUGGGACCCUUAGACUUCUGCGGAAGGGCUUUGCAGGACUACCAUGCCGACUCUGCCGCUGAAGGUCAAUGGGUAGAACGAGUGCGAAUGCCAGAAAACCUUAUAUGCAUCGCAGUAUCUAUGAUAUCUGGGCCGGAUAUACACAGACGACAACGAUAUAUCAGCCGGACACUCCCUCCCGGACAACCCGUAACCGAGAUCACCGCGCUGGAGUUCAUAAGCACAAACGGGAGCAGGGAGACCAUCAGGUCUCGAGAUCCCAUGGCUCGAACUGUAACGGCGGAGGAACUCUCAAACGAACUAUACAGGAAAGAAAUAACGGAACGAGUGUGUAAUACUACCAAAGGCUCGAUUGGACCUGUGAGCCCGUUCGACCACCACGGAGUGAGGGUUCUAUUCGAGGCAAAUCCGUUCAAGGGCUUUCAUAUCCGGUAUGAUGCAGAGGGGAUAUCCUUUAUAGGUGUUCUGAGAGAGGGUGCUGCAUCUUCUCCUUUUGCGAUGCGUGUGACGAUGGCGAUAUCUGGAUCGAAGGAGGUAUUUCUCGCGCAGUCGCCGUAUGUUUGUGGAUAUCAUGCCGACAGGUCUACGUUUUUUGAUAUGGAUAUGGAGGAGGUCGUUGAGGUUAUUGGGACUUUUGAUGUGAGGUUCUCCAUCCAGUUUACUCAGCUCCAUAUGUAUUUCUGA
Molecule: messenger RNA, 1566 nt
Organism: Aspergillus puulaauensis
Lineage: Eukaryota; Fungi; Ascomycota; Eurotiomycetes; Eurotiales; Aspergillaceae
Exons: 2
Coding region: 1-1566 (521 amino acids)
Molecular function (GO): protein binding
Source: RefSeq, a predicted model, not a curated record